UGGGACAGGGACUGGAGAAGCAGCUCGCAAAGCCCUGGCUCAGCAAACCGCACGGGCAGCUCUGUCAUUCUGGGAUUGCAGCCUCAGGAGAAAGCAAAAACAAAAAUAAAAGAAAUCCUAUUGAAAGUGAUUGCAAAAGUUUGGAUUGAAACGUGCUCUGGGUUUUAGAAGUGCCGAAGCCCCACCUCCACACACCCACACCCAUCCUGGGCAGGGAAAGAGCGAAUGGCCCCAGCUCUGCGGGCAGAGGAAAACUUUCGCUCCCAGCGCCAGUGGGAUGAGGAUCGGGAGAGCCCUGGAACUGCUGACAGAAUGACAAGUACGGCUCCAAGGAGCAGCUGCCCGGACGUGGCCCGGAAAACACUCUGCAGGAGCCCCUUUCUCAGUAUCAAGUUCUUUGUGUUCUGCCAUGGGCUGCUGCAGCUCUCCCAGCUCCUGGUCUCCGGCUACCUGAAGAGCUCCAUCUCCACCAUCGAGAGACGCUACGGCCUCUCCAGCCAGACCUCAGGGCUGCUCGCUUCCUUCAACGAGGUUGGGAACACGCUGCUGAUUGUCUUCGUCAGCUACUUCGGCAGCCGUGUGCACCGGCCGCGCCUCAUCGGCUGCGGGGCCAUCCUCGUGUCCCUGGCCGGCUUCCUCAUGUCCCUGCCCCACUUCAUUACAGGGCCCUACGAGUACGACCAGUCUGUGGCCAGCACCUUCAGCAACACCACGGACCUGUGCCAGCCCAGGGCCCCGGGGUCCUGGGCCAACCUGAGCGCUGCCAGCUGCACCCCCCACGCCUCCAGGGAGAACCACGAGGUUCUCCUGGUCAUGUUCAUGGCCCAGGCACUGCUGGGCAUCGGUGGCGUGCCCAUCCAGCCCUUCGGCAUCUCCUACAUCGACGACUUCGCCAGCGAGAGGAACUCCCCCCUCUACCUGGGAAUCCUGUUCUCCGUGACGGUCAUCGGCCCGGGGGUGGCCUUCAUGCUGGGCUCUGCCAUGCUGAGGUUCUACGUGGACAUCGACAAAGUCGGCGCAGCUGAGGUGCAGCUCACCAACAAGGACCCGCGCUGGGUCGGGGCCUGGUGGCUCGGGUUCCUGGUGGCCGCCAGCCUGGUGGCCGUGUCUGCCCUGCCCUACUUCUUCUUCCCACGGGAAAUGCCGAAGGAGGUGGUGAGAGGGAAGGACAGUGGCAGCAAGAAGAGGGAGGACAUGCUGAGCCAGCUCAGGUCGAGAUCCAAGCACAUGGAGAGCCUCUCCCUACCGGAGUUCAUCAGACGUUUCCCUGUGGUGCUGCUGAGGAACCUGCGGCAUCCCGUGUACCUGCUGGUGGUGCUGGCUCAGGUCAACAUCUCUGCCAUGGUUGCUGGGUUAGCAACGUUCAUGGGCAAGUUCCUGGAGAGACAAUUCUCCCUCACAGCAUCCCUGGCCAACAUGAUCAUUGGUGCCGUGAACAUCCCCGGGGCCAUGGUGGGGAUUGUGGUGGGCGGUGCCAUCCUGAAGCGGUUCCAGAUGUCUCUGAGGCAGUGCAGUGCCCUGUGUGUGCUGGGCAUGCUGCUCUGCCUGCUCGGGGCCUUUCCCCUGCUCUUCCUGGGCUGCCCCACGCAGAAGGUGGCCGGUGUCACCUACUGGGACAGCUCUGGGUUUGGGCACCAUGACAUGGAGUGCAACGCGCAGUGUCACUGCCCCGAGAAGGGCUUCAACCCCGUCUGUGGCUCCAACGGCGUGGAAUACACCUCCCCCUGCUCUGCUGGCUGCAGGAAUGUGAACAUCGACACAAACAACUCAGUCCUGAACUACACCGAGUGCAGCUGCAUCCCGGGAGCAGGGCUCGCCAGGCCGGGCACCUGCGGCACCGGCUGCUCCCACCUCUUCGUGCCCUUCGUGGUCCUGUCCUGCCUGGCAGGGAUCCUCGCCAGCACAUCCCACACGCCGUCCUUCAUGCUCAUCCUCAGGAGCAUCCAGCCUGAAGACAAAUCAUUUGCUGUUGGGAUACAGUUCAUGCUGCUGAGAGUUUUAGCUUGGAUGCCGGGCCCGGUGCUGUACGGCAGCGCCAUCGACACCACCUGCAUCCUGUGGGAGAGCAGGUGUGACCGGAGGGCAGCCUGCAGGUACUACGACAACACCCUCUUCAGGCAGAGGUAUCUGGGGCUGCAGUUUUUCUUCGAGGUGGGCGCUUUCCUGUGCUUCGGGGCCGUGUAUCUGAUCCUCAGCAAGCAGGAGAGGGAAGCCAGCCAGGCACAGGAGACAAAGGCAGAGCCAGAAAAGGAGAAACUGUCAGGAGACUCCAUAAAGACCCCGGAAUCCAAAGUGUGACACCGCAAAGGUGAAUUGUGAUCAAGUCUGGGGAGGUGGAGCCACGUGAAUCAGCCCACACCCGAGCUGUGGAGGGUGGAUGCCCGGAGUGAUGCACCCUGGGGCUGCCUCCUGAUCUCCCAGGUGGGAUGAACUCUUCCUGCAGUGCUGGGGAUCCAUCCAUGCAUUGUUCUCCACCUCAGGGGUGCAGCUUCUUCCUUCCCAUGGAUUAGUCCGCACACUUCAACCCUUGGACUCUGCAGCCUCCGGGAUUUGUGUCCUUCAAAGCAUUUUUUCCUGCUGAGCGUCUCGGUGAUGCCAGCACUGAGCAUUAACCAUAAACCUGAAGGGUUUUGUGGGUUGUAUUUUUUUAAAUAAAUCAUUUUUAAGAAAUGGUUUUGUACUGAA
Messenger RNA from Corvus hawaiiensis (hawaiian crow), 2685 nucleotides. It is a transcript of the gene SLCO2B1, whose product is annotated as solute carrier organic anion transporter family member 2B1. Gene Ontology annotation, cellular component: membrane. Bases 226 to 2298 code for a protein of 690 amino acids. Gene Ontology annotation, molecular function: protein binding; bile acid transmembrane transporter activity. The record is from RefSeq and is a predicted model, not a curated record. Gene Ontology annotation, biological process: sodium-independent organic anion transport; transmembrane transport; bile acid and bile salt transport. The transcript is spliced from 15 exons. NCBI's taxonomy places the organism in Eukaryota, Metazoa, Chordata, Aves, Passeriformes, Corvidae.